This is a messenger RNA of Panonychus citri (citrus red mite), 1196 nucleotides long. It is a transcript of the gene Mocs2B, whose product is annotated as molybdopterin synthase catalytic subunit 2-like. Bases 478 to 1026 code for a protein of 182 amino acids. Gene Ontology annotation, biological process: Mo-molybdopterin cofactor biosynthetic process. Gene Ontology annotation, cellular component: cytosol. The record is from RefSeq and is a predicted model, not a curated record. The transcript has a single exon. Lineage: Eukaryota; Metazoa; Arthropoda; Arachnida; Trombidiformes; Tetranychidae.
UCAUAUGUUUGCUCAACACACUUAAUUAAUUGCUGGUUUUGUCAUCGCUGAGCUUUUAAUUGUUUAAUUUAAUGUUUACUAAUUUUUCUUGUUAAAACAAUAAAGUGUCUUAGGUUUAAUUAACUGUCUCAUUGGAAUAUCUUCUUGAAAACUUUCAACUAUCAUUUUGUUGGGUCAAUUUUUAGGCUUUGUGAACAAUUUACUGAUUAAUUGCCUCUGAUUGUUGUUACCUGUUAAUCUGUUAAUCCAUUGAAUCUUGUUUUGUUUACCUCAACAACGAUAUUGUUUUCAAGCUUCAAUGGCACUUGGAUCCUACAAUUGAGAGCCAAAGUCUAUUAUCUUGUUAAUUGUCAACGUUCCCAGUUUUGGAUUGAUUAUCUUACCAAUUAUUUUGGAAAAAUCAAUCAGUCAAUUUUAUUUUUAUCUCUAUUUUUAGUAUUAUUAUCUUGACGAUUUUCAAUCUAAUUAACUGUUACAAUGGGCGAUUCUGAUUCUCUACAAUCAUCAAGCGAUAAUACUGUCAGUGCGGUUGAACGGGAGACAAGUUAUGUUGGUUUAACUAAGGAAACAAUUAAAUCGGCGGAUGCAAUCAAUUUUCUAACUACUCCAUCAUCAGGAGCAAUUAACUUAUUCCUUGGAGUAACUCGUCAAGAUGAAAUUGAUUCGGACGGAAAUACUUCUGGUCAAGUAACUUCACUUUACUAUGAAUCUUAUGAAGCGAUGGCGAUCAAGAUGAUGAAUCGAUUAGUUAAACAUACGAUUGACAAAUUCAAAUUGAACAAAUGUUAUGUUAUCCACAGAUUAGGAUUAGUUAAAUUGUGCGAGGCAUCAAUUCUGAUCGGGUGCUCAUCAGCCCACCGACAAGCAGCUCAUGAAGCGACUUAUUAUCUACUUAAUCAAAUCAAAAAGAUUAUCCCGAUCUGGAAAAGGAUCAACGGAUCAGAGGAACCAGAAUUUGAACAAAGUUAUUCAACAUGGAGCUCAAGAAGUGAAGCUUUUUGGUUACCCAGGUCAAGUGAAUCUUAAUUAUAAUUGAAACAAUUUCCUCACACUUGAUAAAUUAAUUGUUUCUAAAUAUUAUUCUAACUAAUGGCAAAUGCUAAUUUAAAAAUCUAUGUUGAUUUAGUAUCUACUUUAAUUCACAAACUCAGCAUCUCAUUAACGAUUAAAUUAAUUAUUCACUUUUUUUCUUCUAA